This is a messenger RNA of Leishmania mexicana MHOM/GT/2001/U1103, 1356 nucleotides long. Its product is annotated as putative CMP-sialic acid transporter. Gene Ontology annotation, cellular component: Golgi membrane. The transcript has a single exon. The record is from RefSeq and is a predicted model, not a curated record. Gene Ontology annotation, molecular function: pyrimidine nucleotide-sugar transmembrane transporter activity. Bases 1 to 1356 code for a protein of 451 amino acids. Lineage: Eukaryota; Euglenozoa; Kinetoplastea; Trypanosomatida; Trypanosomatidae. Gene Ontology annotation, biological process: pyrimidine nucleotide-sugar transmembrane transport.
AUGGCCAGCUUUCCUUCGCCACUGUGGGUGCGGCGCUACGUGCUCAACUUCAAUGCCAUGGCGCUGGUGCUGCUCGCGGUGCAGAACGCUGGAUAUCUGGUCUUGAUAAGCUAUUCACAGCAGCAGGGGAAAGAGUACCCGCUGGCUGCUGGCGGUGUAGAAACGGACGAGGAGGAGGUGCGUACGGUCACCUUCAAGGCUUCGCACUUUCUCGCCACGACGGAGUUGGUGAAGCUCUUUCUAUCUCUCCUGUGGUGCGCCCUGGACGAGGCGCGGGCAAUGCAACAGGAGCGCUGUUCUGCCGACGCAGUCACCACACCAACGGCGGCGUUGCUAGUUGAGGGUUCCGGGCGGAGCAAUAUCGCGACAUUUGCCGAGACACCCAAAUCGAUCGCGGAUGCGUCGUGUCAGCUCUCGCACAAUCUCGACGACGUCAUAGAGGACAUGGAUGCCGAAUCCCCCGAUCACGCCGUCCCGCUGCGGGUUCUGUUUGCCCGAAGGAGGUUCGCCGGUGUAUUUCUGAGCCGCAUGCGCCAUGCCAUCGGGCUGGACCACAAGUACAAGGAGACACUGCUCAUGAUUGUGCCCGCCAUCGUCUACGCUAUCCAGGGGCUGCUGCUCAUCUACUCCCUGAAGCUGUUGGACCCGACCGUGUUUCAGGUCCUGUACCAGGUGCGCAUCCUCUUCCUGGCGGUGAUGAUGCGGGUCGUGCUGGACUUCCGUCUCUCGCCGAUCCGGUGGGGCGCGCUGGUGGCGCUGAUGUUUGGCAUCACGCUGGCACAGAUGGGUGCGCAGAGCGCGCGAGCGGAUAUAACAACCAGUAAGGCAGACGACGCUGCACGAUCAGAGAUGGAGAACGCUGCGGCGACCGAAAAGACCUCCAGCACGUGGUCAAUGGAGGGUACGCUGGCUGCGCUCGCUGGCGGCUUCCUGAGCGCGUUCUCCGGUGUAUUCAUGGAGUUCGUGGUGAAGAAGCGCGGCAGCCAGUUUCACCUGUCGGCGCGCAACACCCAUCUCGCGUUCUUCUCCGUCGUGUACUUCUUCAUUGUGUUCCUGUGCGAGAUCUUUCAGCCGGAAGAGGGGGCGGGCGGGGUUGAUGAGUUCGCAAGCACGUUCUUCGACGGCUUCACCGGGCUGGUGUGGUUCCUGGUGGUGCUGCAGGCAAUUGGCGGGAUUCUUGUGGCUCUGGUGGUGCGCUACUGCGACAACAUCGUCAAGUCGUUCUCGACGGCGUUCGCGAUUGUGCUGAGCGGCACGGCGUCCGUGUAUCUGUUCCACACGCCGCUGAACGGGUCGUUUCUGAUGGGCUCCCUCCUUGUGCUCACCUCCACCACCAUGUACGCCCUCAAGAAGUAA